ACCACACCUUGGAAAUCUCACCAAAUUGGAGUUUCUUAGUCUUUCAAGCACUUCUGAAAGGACCGUUGAUAAUCUUGAAUGGCUCUCCCAACUCACUUCUUUGAGGACCUUUCGCCUAUCAAAUUGUCAUUUUCCCAAGAUUGCUGGGAUAGUUUCCACCAUUUGUAUAUUCUAAAUUUAGAAUACAAUAAGUUGUUUGGAGAGAUUCCGAGCUCAAUUCAAACGAAUACCAUUGAAACUCUACAAUUAGGACACAAUAACUUCUCAGGAAGUUUGCCUUCCUCAUUGGAAAAUUGCACUUCACUUCGAGUUCUAGAUUUGCCGAGUAAUAGUUUGGAAGGACCAAUACCAUCAUGGAUUGGAGAGAAACUAAACAAGUUGGUUUUUCUUAGUUUGAAGUCAAAUAAAUUUAAUGGAAGUAUACCAUUGAAUCUUUGUCAUCUUACUCAAAUCCAAAUAUUGGAUUUUUCCUUGAAUGAUUUAUCAGGAGCCAUUCCUCAUUGCAUUAAAAAUUUCACUGCAAUGGCUCAAGCGGAUAAAUAUUUGAAUUCUACCCUUACUUCAGACAUCGACUAUGGCAGAGGAACUUUUGGGUUGGAUGUUGUGUCAUACCAUGACAAUAUUUUGUAUAUGAAUUAUGCAACAGUCACUUGGAAAGGAGUAGAGCACAGAUAUGAUAAGUUGUUGGGAUUGCUGAGAAUUAUUGACUUAUCAAGUAACAAAUUGAAUGGAGAGAUUCCUGCUGAAUUGACUGAUCUUUCUCAAUUGGUUCAACUGAAUCUAUCAAGGAAUAAUUUGAGUGGGGGGAUUCCAAUAAAUAUUGGGAGCAUGACUAACCUACUAGUGUUUGAUUUGUCCCACAACAAAAUACAUGGCGAAAUUCCCAUAAGCUUGGCUGAAAUACAUUUCUUGAGUUACAUGGAUUUGUCGGACAAUAGACUGUCAGGAAAAAUCCCUACUGGUACUCAGCUACAAAGCUUUGAUCCUUCCGUAUAUGCAAUGAAUCUUGGGCUGUGUGGGCUUCCUCUGUCAAAGACAUGCCAACGAGAUGACAAUAAUGAAGGAGAUGAUGAUGAUGAAGAAGAUGGUGGAGAAUUAUGGAUUGACUUGCCAUGGUUUUACAUGGGAAUUGGAGUUGGAUUCGCUAUUGGAUUUUGUGGCGUUUGGGGGAACCUAUUGAUAAACACUUCAUGGAGAAUGUCCUAUUUUCGGAUGAUGCAUAGAUUUGGCGACUUGCUUUAUGUGAUGAUCAUUGUAAAGUGGAAUUUGUUGAAGAGAAAACUAGCUCGGCACUAACUAAGAGGACAUAAUCAACAAGCACACAUCUCUCUUUGUGAAGGCAAGGUUUUGUUGCAAGGGACAGUAACACCAGAACACAAAUUUGGAUGGAAUCUUCAAAACGACAUCGUCCAUAGGUCUUCUGUCUAUCUAUCUGAUGUUCACUCAGCUGUAUUGGAUAACCAUAUAUAUAUAUAUAUAUAUAUAUGUUGUUGUUUACUUUGUCAUUACUAUUUGUUUGUAGUUGUUAUUUUUGAGCCUCUCUUUGUGAGACACCAUAUUACUAUUGUUUCUCUAUUUUAGUUUCUGUAUAUAUAUAUAUUCAAAUUUCUGUGUUUGUUCUAUUAUUACCAAGUACUCAAUCACAAUCAACAUUUUAAUUAAAAUAAAAUAAAAAAAAACAGAAGAAAGUUGAUGUAAUGGAACAUAUUCGCAAUCUGCUAUGUCACAUAUAAUGUAGUAUAAUCAGAUUGCUCACAGAAUGCCAAAUUCUGUUUUAAUUUUCUUAAUUUUUAUAUAACUAUAAGAAAAUGAAUAUUUUGCUACGAAAUUAACCAACCAACACGUUAUGAAAAGAUAGAGAGUUGAACCAAAAAAUGUUGGACAUGAAGUAAAUAAUAAGUUUCCUUUUCCACACUUGAUUCUAUACGCUAAAGAGAUGGACCCAUCGUAUUACAUUUUACUUUCAUGGCUGGUGAACUCUCAAAUAUUCUUUGAUCAUUUUACCAGGAAGAAUUCCUACUGGUACUCAAUUACAAACCUUUAAUAAUGCUUCUAUAUAUUCCAUGAAUCCUGGACUUUGCGGACCUCCUCUAUCAAGUUCAUGCCCGGGAGAUGAGACAUCCCGUGAUCAUUUACAUUCAACUUAUUAUGGCAAUGAAGGUGAUGAUGAAAAUGGUGGAGAGUGGUUUGACCUACCUUGGUUUUACAAAGGAACUGGAGCUGGAUUUGUUAUCGGAUUUUGUGGCAUUUGUGGAAAUUUGAUGAUCAAUACUUCUUGGAGACUUUCUUAUUUUAAGGUGAUGCAUAACAUAGGAGAUUGGCUUUAUGUGAUGAUCAUCAUUAAAUGGGCUUUGUUGCGGAGAAAACUAUCCUUGCACUAAUUAGGACAGUAACCAGAACACAAGUUUGAUGAAAUGGAAGCUUGGAGCUGGGAUUGAUAAUGUUGUAUUUCAAUGCCAUUCAGUUGUGGUGGUGGCCAAUAUCGUCGUCAUUUCUACAACUUAUCAAUUUCUCCAUGUUAUAUUUGAAGUUCCAGCUUUGGUUUUGUUUUAUUAGUUUCUGUUGGAUGUUGUUAUUGCUUGUUUUGUUGGGUCUUUAGUAUGUGUUUUUGUUGUGUUUUCGUUGGGCUCUGUUUUUGUUGGAAAACCUAUUGCAAUAAAUACAAACUUUUUUCUCUUUGUA
Molecule: messenger RNA, 2682 nt
Organism: Humulus lupulus (European hop)
Lineage: Eukaryota; Viridiplantae; Streptophyta; Magnoliopsida; Rosales; Cannabaceae
Product: receptor-like protein EIX2
Exons: 5
Coding region: 79-1296 (405 amino acids)
Molecular function (GO): protein binding
Source: RefSeq, a predicted model, not a curated record